AUGUCCCUCAUUGACAAGGACGAGGCCCCUCCCAAUGUAGCUCAUCGAGGUAAAAAUGAGUCCAUUAAGGCUCUCGAUAGAACGUCAGUGCAUCGCAUCACUUCCGGGCAAGUUGUCGUAGACUUGCAGACAGCGGUGAAAGAGCUGGUCGAGAACAGUCUCGAUGCGGGCGCCACCAGUAUAGAGGUUCGCUUCAAAGACUACGGUCUUCAAUCAAUCGAAGUUGUCGACAAUGGCUGUGGCAUAGCUGAGCAGGACUGGGAGAGUGUUGCAUUGAAACACCAUACUUCGAAGUUAUCGUCGUUCUCAGAUCUGUCAACCAUCCGUACCUUCGGUUUUCGGGGAGAAGCACUGUCAUCUUUGUGCGCGCUGAGCGACAACGUAACAGUCACUACCUCGACUACCGAGAGCGCACCUAUGGGAACCGUUCUUUCGUUUGACCGCGCCGGUCGAUUAAAGGGCACCUCGAAGAUCGCCAGGCAACGCGGGACUACAACGCUCGUGAGCGGUCUAUUUAGCCCCUUGCCUGUCAGAAGGAAGGAGCUCGAGAGAAACGUGAAACGAGAAUACGGAAAGGCUCUCGGUCUUCUCAAUGCCUACGCGCUCGUACCCUGCGCAGCAGAAAACAAAGGGAUUCGAUUAUCGGUUUACAAUCAGCCGAAGGGAGGGAAGAAAUCUGUGCAGAUCCAGACUACUGGAGCUCCUAGCACACGAGCCUCCAUAUCUGCUCUGUGGGGACCUAAAGCGCUGGAGAAUCUAGUUGAUCUGGAUAUCCAACUCGACGUCACUAUAGAUAAAGUUGCACGCAAAAGGAUCUCGUCCGGAGAGGAUGAUCCAGCACCCGAAUAUACUCAUGUUGGUAUUCGUGGUUUGAUAUCGAAGUUCCAGAUAGGAUGCGGUCGUACAGGAACGGAUAGGCAAUUCUUCUUCGUUAAUGGUCGCCCGUGGAACCCCGGAAAGGUACAGAAAGCUUUCAACGAGGUGUACCGCUCGUACAAUAUUCAUCAAUCGCCUUUCAUUGUGGCCGAUUUUCUUUUACCCGGCAAUACAUGUGAUAUAAACGUGAGCCCGGAUAAGAGGACCAUAUUUAUUCAUAGCGAAAUUAACCUUAUACAAGCCUUGAAGGUAAGUCCAUGCGAAUAA
This is a messenger RNA of Punctularia strigosozonata HHB-11173 SS5, 1143 nucleotides long. Its product is annotated as DNA mismatch repair protein MutL. Lineage: Eukaryota; Fungi; Basidiomycota; Agaricomycetes; Corticiales; Punctulariaceae. Gene Ontology annotation, cellular component: MutLalpha complex. The coding region runs from base 1 to 1143 and encodes 380 amino acids. Gene Ontology annotation, molecular function: ATP hydrolysis activity; ATP binding; ATP-dependent DNA damage sensor activity. Gene Ontology annotation, biological process: mismatch repair. The transcript is spliced from 10 exons. The record is from RefSeq and is a predicted model, not a curated record.